Messenger RNA from Durotheca rogersii, 525 nucleotides. RefSeq lists its product as uncharacterized. The transcript is spliced from 2 exons. The record is from RefSeq and is a predicted model, not a curated record. NCBI's taxonomy places the organism in Eukaryota, Fungi, Ascomycota, Sordariomycetes, Xylariales, Xylariaceae. Bases 1 to 525 code for a protein of 174 amino acids.
AUGGCCAUUUCUACUACGGCUGUUGCCGGAACCUGCAUCGCAUUCUCAUUCACCCUAUUCGGCAAUGCCGUGACGCAGACAUUCAUGGGCGUCCCGGCCGUCAUAGUCGACUUCCCGCCGCCGUCGUCGCCCGAGCACGCCGCCCGCGCUCGCCUGCUCGGCCGGCAGUGGCCCGUGUUCUGGGCCGUGGGCAACCGGUUCUUCCGCCCGAUCAGCACGAUCGGCCUCUUCGGCUACGCCUACACGUCGUGGGCGAGCGCGUCCCAGGGGCCCGGCGGCAGCCUGGGCGGCUGGGGGCCCUACGCGGUCUCGGCGCUGUGCCAUCUCGUCACCGUCGUGCACUCGGCGCUCAACAUGAUGCCGCUCAACGAGAAGCUCAACGCUCUAGGCGAUCCAGGGGGCAGCGCGGAUCCCGAGCAGGCCGAGAGCUACGCCCGCCAGUGGAUCAGGUUCAACAUCGUCCGUGUCGUUAUGCCGGCCGUUGCCGGGUCGGUGGCGUUGUUUCAGAUAUUAAGGAAGCGUUAA